GAGCAUAUACUUGAUGUUUGUGGUAUGCUAGAGAACUAUAUAUAUCGGGCGAUGGUCGCACGGGAUAAUGAGUUGAAUCAUCAUAGACAAGUCGACGCCUAAACAACCUUCUCAAUAAACAUCAAUAAUAAUAAUCAACACGAUGGUAGCAUCCGAUUACUAUACACUACCCGUCUUACUCGGCCUUCCACUUCUCGCUUCGGCUCUCCCCCAACCUGGGACUUCUAUAUCGAAUUCCUCAUCUGUCUCCUGGUCGAAAUGCGAUUCUUCUGAGAUUCCGGACACUGUCGAUUGCGGAACUCUACAAGUGCCUUUGGAUCACCACAACCCGCAGAAUGGCACCAUCACUCUCGGGAUGAUGCGCCUGAAGGCGAAGGGUCAAUCCCCUUUGGGAAGCUUUUUCUACAACAAUGGCGGGCCGGGACAAGUAUCGGCUCCAUCCAUCGUCAAGCAGGCCAAGUGGGAAGCAGCAGGAUCAGAUUGGGAGAAAGGGUUGCCAUUUGUAACUGAGGCAUUGAGGGAGGCAUACGACAUCAUCGGACUGGACAUGCGCGGCCAGACCCUCAGCUCCCCAUUGCGAUGCGAUAAAACUUUUAUUAACAAGCCGGUAAAGCAGCUCGCAUUCGAUGAUGAGAGCUUCCAGACCUUAGUGGAGCAUAAUAAGGCGUUCGCUGAGAGCUGCGCGCGCAUGACGGGCCCCUUAUUUUUCAAGAUGGGUACCGACCAAGUCAUCCGAGAUCUCGACCUCGUACGACAGGGCGUAGGUGACGAGAAGUUGAAUUGGAUGGGGUGGUCGGGUGGCAGUCAAAUCGGCGCCGAAUAUGCCGAAUUAUUCCCCGAGCACGUCGGUCGCAUGGUUCUCGACGGCAUGAACGAGCGGAGUUUGUCCGAUACAGAUAGCAUCAUCGGUGAAGCGGUAGCAUAUGAGGCCUCUUUGAACGAUUUUUUCAGGUGGUGUAACACGACCACCGAUUGUGUGAUGCACGGUCGCGAUCUACCUACGAUCUGGGACUCUCUCGUCGACGCCGCAGCCAAAAAGCCCUUGGCAGCUCCCGGUUGCUUAAACGAAACACGUGCACCACCCUGCCUACCAAAAGUAACAGACGAAGAUUUCCUCAUCUACGCGCUUGAUGUGCUGAAUGUCGACGCCGGAUUUCCUUUGUUAGCUGAAAAUCUCCGAAAGGCGUGGGACGAAGACGAUGCGAUCGGAUUCGCCCCGCAGCGCUUCGAGUCCGAUGUUGUAAACAACAAUGAGAUAGCGUUCGCUCACUUUGACGUGUUGUGCUCCGAUUACACACGAGAUCAUAUCCGAUCAGCGGCCGACUUACGUGCCAUCUUCACAGCCGCUCGCGCCUUGUGCCCGCACACUCGGGGGGUGAACGUUAUGCAGCAUGCCCGCACGGCGUGCCUUGGAUGGCCGUUUGAGCCCACGAACCCGCAGCAUACAUUCAACACCGAGGCUACCUCGAAGCUUCCUACCAUCUUGAUCGCCAACUCGUAUUGGGAUCCCGCUACUUCAGUCCAGUGGGCGGUCACGAUGCGCGAGCAGCUACCUAGCGCAGUUAACGUCUUUAGGAAGGGGAACCAUCACACUAGCUACCGUCGCAAGGGAGAAGUAGCUAGAGUUAUCGAUGCUUUCUUAGUUAAUGGGACGGUGCCGGCAGAUGGUACUACCUACCUUACCUAGGCAGAUGCUUCCUUUCUUUGCGGUCAGGAUUGUGG
Molecule: messenger RNA, 1722 nt
Organism: Hypoxylon trugodes
Lineage: Eukaryota; Fungi; Ascomycota; Sordariomycetes; Xylariales; Hypoxylaceae
Product: alpha/beta hydrolase fold-domain-containing protein
Exons: 3
Coding region: 143-1687 (514 amino acids)
Source: RefSeq, a predicted model, not a curated record